Dipodomys spectabilis (banner-tailed kangaroo rat) is the source of this 963-nucleotide messenger RNA. Its product is annotated as olfactory receptor 6K6. Gene Ontology annotation, molecular function: olfactory receptor activity; G protein-coupled receptor activity. Lineage: Eukaryota; Metazoa; Chordata; Mammalia; Rodentia; Heteromyidae. Gene Ontology annotation, biological process: G protein-coupled receptor signaling pathway. The record is from RefSeq and is a predicted model, not a curated record. Bases 16 to 963 code for a protein of 315 amino acids. Gene Ontology annotation, cellular component: membrane. The transcript has a single exon.
CAGCUGACCCAGUUGAUGACCAGUGAGAAUCAAACGAUGGUGACUGAGUUCCUCUUCUCUAUGUUCCCACAGCUGCAAGAAGGUGGUCUCUUAUUAUUCAUCCCUUUGCUUCUCGUCUAUGCAUUCAUCCUAACUGGGAACUUAAUGAUAUUCAUUGUUGUCCAGUUGGAUGUAGCCCUACACACGCCCAUGUAUUUCUUCAUUAGUGUCCUCUCCUUCCUGGAGAUCUGGUACACCACAACCACCAUCCCCAAGAUGCUCGCCAGCCUCAUCAGUGAAAAGAAGACCAUAUCCCUGACUGGCUGCCUCCUGCAGAUGUACUUCUUCCACUCACUGGGUAUCACAGAGGGCUGUGUCCUGACAGCAAUGGCCAUUGACAGGUUCAUUGCUAUCUGCUAUCCUCUCCAUUACCCCACCAUCAUGACUCCCAAACUUUGUAUCCAGCUGACAACUGGAUCCUGCCUCUGUGGCUUUCUCCUUGUGCUUCCUGAGAUUGCAUGGAUUGCCACUCUGCCCUUCUGUGGUUCCAACCAGAUCCACCAGAUCUUCUGUGACUUCACCCCUGUGCUGAGCUUGGCCUGCACAGACACAUCCCUGGUGGUCAUUGUGGAUGCCAUCCAUGCUGUGGAGAUCCUGGCCUCCUUCCUGGUAAUCGCCCUGUCCUACCUCCGGAUCAUUAUGGUGAUUCUGGGGAUGCCCUCCUCGGAGAGUCGGCGCAAGGCCUUUUCCACUUGUUCGGCCCACCUGGCUGUGUUCUUGCUGUUUUUUGGCAGUGUGGCUGUCAUGUAUUUGAGAUUCUCAGCGACAUACUCAGUAUUCUGGGACACAACAAUUGCUGUCACUUUUGUUGUCCUGGCUCCUUUUCUCAACCCCAUCAUCUAUAGCCUGAGAAACAAGGACAUGAAAGAUGCCAUUGGGAGACUUCUCAGCCAGCAAAGGGGGACUAGGGGCGCUGGGAGAUAG